Molecule: messenger RNA, 2624 nt
Organism: Cynoglossus semilaevis (tongue sole)
Lineage: Eukaryota; Metazoa; Chordata; Actinopteri; Pleuronectiformes; Cynoglossidae
Product: calcium/calmodulin-dependent protein kinase type II subunit alpha
Exons: 18
Coding region: 1065-2501 (478 amino acids)
Biological process (GO): protein phosphorylation
Molecular function (GO): calmodulin binding; ATP binding; calcium/calmodulin-dependent protein kinase activity
Source: RefSeq, a predicted model, not a curated record
CUGGUACUGGCACUGGUACUGGUACUGGUACUGUUUACUGGUUGACUGUCAGCCUCAGUGUUUGCUCUGGGCUCGGGGUUGGUUCCAGACUGUGUGUGUGUUGAUCCAAACAGGAACAGGUGUCAAACCAGGCCAAGUUAAUAAUUCACUGGUACCAACACCAUGUGACCCAGACUCUGGUCAACAGUCAGAACCAUCGCUCCGUGUACCCUGACCCACAGAGAGACUGUGGUGGUCACAAGGUUCUAGUUAUUCAUACAACAACAACAACGUUCUGUUACAGUCACUCCACUGGGUCGUGGUCGUUGUCGUUGUUGUGGUCGUGGUCGUUGUCGUGGUCGUGGUCGUUGUCGUGGUCGUGGUCGUGGUCGUGGUCGUGGUCGUGGUCGUGGUCGUUGUCAUGUUUUUCUUCUGUGUUUCUUGCUGCUGUCGGAGCCCUCAUUUCCUGAAGGAAACUCCUGGGGGAUUCAUGAAGUUCUGUCUGUCUGACUGAUGUCAGUUCUGGUUCUGGUUCUGGUUCUGGUUCUGGUUCUGGUUCUGGUUCUGGUACUGGCUGGUACUGCCAGAAUGCAGUUUUUACUUGUUAAUAUUCAUCUGUAUCUGGCAGUGUUUGCAGUUGUACUUUUCAGUUCAGACCGAGGAUGCAGUUACCAUUACAACCUGCCUGUGUGUGUGUGUGUGUGUGUGGGUGCGUGUGUGUAUGUGUGUGUGUGUGUCCUGCUCUGUGAUUGGCUGGGUGGAAGAGAGUGGGCGGACAGGCAGAGCGUCUGAAAGCGUCGCUCAGUCUCUCAGAUCAGAAACAGAGAGAAGCUGCUCUCUCCAUCAUCCCUCCAUCUUCUCCUCCUCUUCCUCCUCUUCCUCCUCUUCCUCCAUCCAGAACCACAGAUCUUUCUCUCCAUCCUCCUCUUCCUCUUCUUCUCCCUUGUUUUCCUCCUGGUUUCUGUCUCUCUUCUCUACUCCUUCAGCUCCGACUGACGAGACUCUAACUCUUGGCCUUCAUCCUCUUCAUCUUCAUCUUCACUGACGGGGAGACCUUUGACCUUCAACCCCACCGUCCGGUCACAAUGGCAACAGUCAUCUGCACCCGCUUCACAGAGGAGUAUCAGCUGUAUGAAGAGUUGGGCAAGGGAGCCUUCUCUGUGGUGCGGCGCUGCGUGAAGGUGCUGUCUGGUCAGGAGUACGCUGCCAAGAUCAUCAACACCAAGAAACUGUCGGCCCGAGAUCAUCAGAAGUUGGACCGUGAAGCUCGGAUCUGUCGUUUACUGAAACACCCCAACAUCGUUCGGCUUCAUGACAGCAUCUCAGAGGAGGCUCAUCAUUACCUCAUCUUUGACCUGGUCACUGGUGGAGAGCUGUUUGAAGACAUCGUAGCCAGAGAGUAUUACAGCGAAGCCGACGCCAGUCACUGUAUUCAGCAGAUCCUGGAGGCGGUGCUUCACUGUCAUCAGAUGGGCGUGGUCCACCGUGACCUGAAGCCUGAGAACCUGCUGCUGGCCUCCAAGUCCAAAGGAGCCGCGGUCAAACUGGCCGACUUUGGACUGGCCAUCGAGGUGGAGGGGGACCAGCAGGCCUGGUUUGGGUUUGCAGGAACUCCAGGUUAUCUGUCUCCAGAGGUUCUGAGGAAAGACCCGUAUGGAAAAGCUGUGGACCUCUGGGCCUGUGGUGUCAUCCUCUACAUCUUACUGGUUGGUUACCCUCCGUUCUGGGAUGAAGAUCAACAUCGACUCUAUCAGCAGAUCAAGGCUGGAGCUUAUGAUUUUCCUUCUCCUGAGUGGGACACAGUGACCCCUGAGGCCAAAGAUCUCAUCAACAAGAUGUUGACCAUCAAUCCAUCCAAGAGGAUCACAGCAGCAGAGGCUCUGAAGCAUCCAUGGAUCUCUCACCGCUCCACCGUGGCGUCUUGUAUGCAUAGACAGGAAACCGUUGAGUGUCUGAAGAAGUUCAACGCCCGGAGGAAACUGAAGGGGGCGAUCCUGACCACCAUGCUGGCCACCAGGAACUUCUCCGGAGGAAAAAGUGGCAGCAACAAGAAGAACGAUGGAGUCAAGGAAUCUUCUGAGAGCACAAACACAACCAUCGAAGAUGAAGAUACCAGAGUGAGGAAACAGGACAUCAUUAAAGUGACUGAACAGCUCAUCGAGGCCAUCAGCAACGGAGACUUUGAAAGUUACACGAAGAUGUGUGAUCCUGCUGUGACGGCCUUUGAACCCGAGGCCUUGGGGAACCUGGUGGAGGGCCUGGAUUUUCACCGCUUUUAUUUUGAAAAUUUGUGGUCUAAGAACAGUAAACCCGUCCACACCACCAUCCUGAACCCUCACAUCCACCUGGUGGGCGACGAGGCCGCCUGCAUCGCCUACAUCAGGGUCACACAGUACAUCGACUCCAACGGAACGCCACGCACCGCCCAAUCAGAGGAGACCAGGGUGUGGCACCGUAGAGACGGGAAGUGGCAGAUUGUCCACUUCCACCGCUCAGGCUCCGCCUCCACGCUCAGCAACUAACUUCCUGUAUGGGCGGGCUUUUGGACAUGAUUGACAGCAGGCCAGAUGGGACAUUCUUUAUGGAGUUUGAUGAACACCAAACACAGGAGGAGGAGGAGGAGGCGGAGGAGGAGGAGGAGGAGG